Helobdella robusta is the source of this 816-nucleotide messenger RNA. RefSeq lists its product as hypothetical. The record is from RefSeq and is a predicted model, not a curated record. Lineage: Eukaryota; Metazoa; Annelida; Clitellata; Rhynchobdellida; Glossiphoniidae. The transcript has 6 exons. The coding region runs from base 1 to 816 and encodes 271 amino acids.
AUGUUAAGCCAACCAUCCAGCUUCACUGACGUCAUCAAAUCGAAAUUCCUAGCCAUACUGUUCGACCAAUUGGAGGUGAGAUCAGUUGCCAUGGUGACGCAGACCAUGCUGUCACUCUACAGUUAUAACGCCACCACUGGAGUAGUCUUGGACGUUGGGGAGAAAAUCGAAGUACUUCCGGUCGUAAACGGUUACGUAGUUGAAGGUGGCGUGAUGAGGCUGCCCCUGGGAGGUCAAAGGUUAUGCGAGGUCAUGAACUCUUACCUCAUCAAUAGGAAGGUCAGAUUCGCCUCAAAUGCCGAAUUCCUAUUGGCCAGAUAUGCCGUAGAGAAGUUAUGCUUCGUGUCGAUGGAUUACACUGACGAUCACGAGCAGUGCCUGGAGUCCUCACAAGAUUUCAAAUCCACCGUGCCUUUGCUGGGGCCGUUGACCUCUGACCUUGGCCGUUUCAAAAGCCCCGAGGGGUUUUUCAACCCUGAAAUCUGGGGCGUCGAUAAUGAUUCCGUGCAGAAACUCGUCCUCAGGUCCAUAGGUCAGUGCCCUAUUGACAGCAGGAGGCAGAUGUGGAGGAACAUAUAUUUGACCGGCGGUGUCACCAUGCUACCGAAUUUUAAAGAGAGACUUCAACUAGAGCUGAAUAGGUUGACCCCCGAUAACGUUGUUGUGCAGGUGCAUGCGUCCUGGUUCCGGUAUCAUAGUUCGUACGUCGGUGCAUGCGUACUGGCGAACUUGGAGUCCUUUCAGCGUUCAUGUGUCAAUAGGGAAGAGUGGAUGAGUUUGGGAGAUGGGUGUUUGAAGAAGAUGAGUGGAUACUGA